Molecule: messenger RNA, 3475 nt
Organism: Polyodon spathula (Mississippi paddlefish)
Lineage: Eukaryota; Metazoa; Chordata; Actinopteri; Acipenseriformes; Polyodontidae
Product: kinesin-associated protein 3-like
Exons: 20
Coding region: 105-2489 (794 amino acids)
Biological process (GO): microtubule-based movement; cilium organization
Cellular component (GO): kinesin II complex; axoneme; ciliary transition zone
Molecular function (GO): kinesin binding
Source: RefSeq, a predicted model, not a curated record
AUAUAUAUAUAUAUAUAUAUAUAUAUAUAAUAUAUAUUUUAUUGUUUUGCUAAAAUAAAAUAAAAAGCUUAAUCCCAAAUACUCUGGUAGGAAUCUGCUUCGCAAUGCAGGUAGAAGAUGCGCGGUAUCUAAAAAGGAAAGUGAAGGGAGGGAACAUAGAUGUCCACCCAACUGAAAAGGCCCUUGUUGUUCACUAUGAAGUGGAAGCAACUAUUCUUGGGGAGAUGGGGGACCCCAUGCUGGGGGAACGAAAGGAGUGUCAGAAAGUCAUUCGCCUCAAGAGCUUGAAUGCCAACACUGACAUUGCAUCCCUUUCACGGAAGGUAGUGGAGGAGUGUAAGCUGAUCCACCCAUCUAAACUGGCUGAAGUGGAGCAGCUGCUGUUCUACCUGCAAAACCGAAGGGACACUCCCACCGGGAGAGAAAGGAAAGAGAAGAAGCCGAGCAAACCAAAGGACCCGCCUCCUUUCGAGGGGAUGGAGAUUGAUGAGGUGGCCAACAUUAAUGACAUGGACGAUUACAUAGAGUUGCUCUAUGAAGAAAUUCCUGAUAAAGUCAGAGGCUCUGCGCUAAUCCUACAGCUGGCUCGCAACCCCGACAACCUGGAAGAACUGUUGCAAAAUGAGACUGCACUAGGGGCUCUGGCGAGAGUCCUAAGGGAAGACUGGAAACAGAGUGUGGAGCUUGCUACCAACAUCAUCUAUGUAUUCUUUUGUUUCUCUAGCUUUUCACAAUUCCAUGGGCUGAUCACUCACUAUAAAAUUGGUGCUCUGUGUAUGAAUGUCAUUGACCACGAGCUGAAGAGGCACGACUUGUGGCAGGAAGAGUUGCUUAAAAAGAAGAAAGCUGUCGAAGAUGAUCCUGAAAACCAGACCUUGAAGAAAGACUAUGAAAAAACAUACAAGAAGUACCAAGGACUUGUGGUCAAACAGGAACAGUUAUUAAGAGUUGCCCUCUACUUGCUGUUGAACUUGGCUGAAGAUACACGCACAGAGCUGAAGAUGAGAAACAAGAAUAUUGUCCAUAUGCUGGUAAAAACCUUGAACAGAGACAACUUUGAGCUCCUCAUCCUUGUGGUGUCCUUCCUUAAGAAACUCAGCAUUUUUAUGGAAAACAAAAAUGAUAUGGCGGAAAUGGAUAUUAUUGAGAAACUGGCCAGACUGGUUCCAUGUGAACACGAGGAUCUGCUGAACAUCACCCUGCGUCUCCUUCUCAAUCUCUCCUUUGACACUGGGCUUCGCAACAAGAUGGUCCAAGUGGGGCUGCUGCCAAAACUCACCGCACUCAUAGAAAAUGAAAGCCACAAGCAGAUAUCGAUGUGUAUUCUCUAUCACAUCAGUAUGGAUGAUAAAUUUAAAUCCAUGUUUGCAUACACAGACUGCAUUCCACAGUUGAUGAAGAUGUUAUUUGAAUGUUCAGAGGAGCGAAUGGACCUGGAACUCAUUUCAUUUUGCAUUAACCUGGCUGCUAACAAGAGGAAUGCACAAUUAAUCAGUGAAGGUAACGGGUUGAAGAUGCUGAUGAAACGAGCAUUGAAGUUUAAGGAUCCACUUUUGAUGAAAAUGAUUAGAAAUAUUUCUCAGCACGAUGGCCCUACUAAAAACGUAUUUAUUGACUAUGUGGGAGAUCUGGCAGCCCAGAUUGGUCAUGAUGAGGAGGAGGAAUUUGUGAUCGAGUGCUUGGGGACCCUGGCCAACCUGACAAUCCCAGACCUGGACUGGGAACUUGUACUGAAGGAGUACAACCUGGUUCCCUACCUGAAGGACAGACUCAAACCAGGUUCUGCAGAGGAUGACCUGAUGUUGGAGGUGGUGAUAAUGCUGGGGACGGUGUCGAUGGAUGACUCCUGUGCUGCCAUGUUAGCCAAGUCUGGAAUUAUUCCAUCACUCAUUGAACUACUGAAUGCCCAGCAGGAGGAUGAUGAAUUUGUUUGCCAGAUUGUCUACGUUUUCUACCAGAUGGUUUUUCAUCAAGCUACCCGAGAUGUCAUCAUCAAAGAUACCCAAGCUCCAGCCUAUCUCAUUGACUUGAUGCAUGACAAGAAUGCAGAGAUCAGAAAAGUCUGUGAUAACACACUGGACAUCAUUGCGGAAUAUGAUGAGGAGUGGGCAAAGAAGAUCCAGAGUGAGAAGUUCCGCUGGCACAACUCCCAGUGGCUGGAGAUGGUAGAGAACCGGCAAAUGGAUGAGGGUGAGCCCUACAUGUAUGGAGAUGAUGGCAUCGAGCCGUAUAUCCAUGAGGGAGACAUACUAGAGAGACCUGACCUUUUCUACAGUGCAGAUGGAAUGAUUCCUUCUGAUGGAGCAAUAAGCCCUGAUUUCUUUAAUGACUUCCACGUACAGAAUGGAGACAUGGUUGGACAUCAUCUCUUCACUGGCAGCAUGGGGGUGGAUGGAAAUGUUCAGUCAGCUGGUGUUCCUGGGCGCCCCACCACAGCCUAUGGCUAUCGCCCUGAUGAGCCAUUCUACUAUGGAUUUGGGAGCAGAUAAACUGAACAGUUUUCACAGCACUGAACAGAAUAGCCUGAUCUCAGACACCUACAUCCCUGGCUUGAAGGAAUUUACCGUUUCUGAUUUGGAAUGAGGAUUGGGUUAUUAUGUUAAUGAAAUGGAAGAAUUUGGAAGUUUUCUAGGCAAUGACAAACCUCCCUUGCAUUCCUAUCCGUGUUGGACCUUAGCAGAUCAUUCGAAGACAAAUUGUGUUUUAUUUGUGUGUUUUUCUCAUCUGUUAUUAUCAUCAGUGUAUUUGUAUUCAUUGAAAUGUUCAUGGAUUUGAACGCAUAUAUGACAAAUGUGCAGUAACAUCAUGAUUGUCCCUGCAGCAAAUUUUGAAAUCCUUGUUAAAUGAAAAGUGUUGUAUCUAGAAAAUGCCACCAAAUUCAAGUAAUCCAAGGUUGGGAGCAGCGUUGCAUGAUGUCUUAAUUUUCAAGUAUGUUGCAGUCUUGUGUGCGUGUCUUAAUUUAUUUAUUGUGCUGAGGAUAUACUGUACAUGCAUAUGUGUUCUGAUAUAAACUGAUUAUUUUUAGAUGGGAACACUUUUAUUGGUGUGGCUUGGAGGUGACACAGCUGGUUAUGAGUUUUAUAACUUGGCGCCAAAGGCACUACAUAUAGCCUACAGUUUCAGAUUGGAAAUUGGCAGCUACUUUUAUUUGUUGUAUAUUUUUGUUGUCAGAAAACAUAUGCUGUUUUGUUUUUGAGAUUUGUUUUGUUUUGUUUACUGGUUCUAACCAUUCUUAUGUUGUCUUUUAUUAUGGUUUGUAAGCUGAUUUUGAAAAUUCUGAACAAAACCAAUCUGAACAACAUGUUUGUAUCCUUGUGCCUGAAGUUUGUAUGAUACUGUACUGAAAACUUUAUUUAUGAAAUACGACUAUUGAAGGGUCACCAGCCUUUUGGUCAAGUGGCUGUGCAAUUCAAUGUGUUAAUAUGUAUGUUAAUAUUAAGGCUUGCUGGGCAAUAAGACACCUUAUCAACCUUGA